Molecule: messenger RNA, 2046 nt
Organism: Amphiprion ocellaris (clown anemonefish)
Lineage: Eukaryota; Metazoa; Chordata; Actinopteri; Pomacentridae
Product: putative nuclease HARBI1
Exons: 4
Coding region: 683-1720 (345 amino acids)
Source: RefSeq, a predicted model, not a curated record
GGGCUAUAUAAAUAAAAUUUUAUGUGCUUGUGCUACUUGUUGUUUUGUGAUUGUGCUUGUGUUACUAGUGACAACCUGAAAAACAAAGUAGGGACAGCAUUUUAUUCAUUUUUAUUCAAAAAUAUCAGUUUUUCAACAGUGCCGGGACUCAGGCGGUUUCUUUUUUUGGACAGUAUUUCUCCAACUUUUGAAAAUAGCCUUUCACAAGGAACAGAUGAGGCCGGGGUACAAAGAAUUUUUACAGCGAGUGUGUACAAAUUCGGAUAGGUCUGCUUUUGUCUAUUCCACCAGUAUUCGAGAGGGUUCUGCAGUAUGUUUAUAUUUGGCUCUCCGAGGUACAUCUGGGGUCCGUUUCACGAAGCAGGUUUAGUGAAAACUCUGAGUUUGUUAACCCUGAAAUGAGGGAAACUCAGAGUUUUCCGUUUCACAAAGCGAGGUAACUCAAACCCGAGACAGAGGGGUAACUCUACCCUGUUUCACAAAGAGGGGUAACUUAAACUCUCGGUCAGUUACCGUAGUAACAGACUCUAUGACUCUAACCUGGUCGGGACCAGGUUUUUCUCAGUAAACCUCGAGUUUCUCUCAGUCUCCGCCCUCUUUCAGUCACACACGCCAUUUCAUUUCCUCAUUCAUUCAGUCAACUGGCGAGUUUUGGCGAAGUCUAAUUCUGCCGUGUGUCAAAAUGGCAUGUCCGUUUAUUAACGAUCCAGUAGAUGAAGGAGCUGCAUUACUGCGCACAGAAUUAAAUAUUCGUCGGGAGAUUGUUUUCAGACCGCGCAUAGAUGUUUUGGCGUUUCCGGACAGUUAUCUUUUUGAACGGUACCGUUUCACAUCACAAUCCAUAACCUACAUCCACAACCUAAUCCGUCCUUACAUUCACUUUACCAACCACAGUCAUGCUCUAACGUCCCAUCAGAUGUUGUGUGUUGCGCUGCGGUUCUUUGCAAAUGGGAGUUUUUUAUACAACGUCGGAGAUGCAGAGCACCUCAGUAAGGCCACUGUAUGCAGGACGGUCAGAAAAGUGUGUCUGGCCCUGAAACGACUUUUACCGAUCUUUGUCGUUUUCCCUGGACACAAACCUGUCAGAGCCAUCAAGGAGGAGUUCCACAGGAUUGCAGGAUUUCCCAGUGUGAUUGGCUGCAUUGAUGGCACACACAUCCCCAUCACAGCUCCCUCACAUAAUGAAGCUGAUUAUGUGAAUAGGAAGUCCAUUCACAGCAUAAAUGUGCAGAUCAUAUGUGAUGCUGCAUACAUCAUUUCCAAUGUGGAGGCCAAGUGGCCUGGGUCUGUUCAUGACUCGAGGAUUUUUCGAGAGUCUAACCUGAGCAACAGACUGCAACGUGGAGAGUUUGAUGGCCUUCUGCUGGGUGACAGGGGUUACCCAUGCCAACCUAGUCUGAUGACCCCAUACCCUGACCCUGAACCAGGCCCCCAACAGAACUUCAACCGGGCUCACUGCAAGACGAGAGCCCGGGUGGAGAUGACCAUAGGCCUGCUGAAAGCCCGUUUCCAGUGCCUACGUCACCUCAGGGUGACCCCUGAGAGGGCCUGUGAUAUUAUUGUGGCAUGUGUUGUUCUUCAUAAUAUUGCCACUAUUAGAGGAGAGCAACACCCUGCCGUACAAUUUGAAGACCCAGAUGAUGACCUCAUCCACCUGCCAGCUAUCCAGGAUGGCAGAGCAGUCAGAGACAUCAUAUGCAAUAACCACUUUGGAGUUUAAGUCACCAUCAUCACCACCACAGCAGUCAAAUAGACACAUGACAUACAUUUCAUUUGGUCUUCUUUAUUUCCUACAAAUAAAAGAGCUAGUUUAGUUCAUGUUCCAGUAGUUAACAUAACCUGUGACCUGCACCCACCUCUAACUUGUGCUCCAGUAUUUCAAUUUCCAGAUCUGCCUUCUUAAUCUGGCGGUCCAAGUACUGCAUUUCUUUAUCUGUUUUUUGUAUUUUUCUCAGCAAGUGGAUUUUGUAUAUUUGUUUUACUGGUAACUGGGAAUACAUAAAGGACAUUAAAUUAUACAGUUGCACAUGAAUUCCAUGGACUGAA